AUUAACUUAAAUCAGAAUAUUUUCAGUAUUUUGGACAAGCCAAAACCUGCAUUUUAAAAUACAAAUCCUACUGUUUUAUAGAUAUAAUCAUAUAAAUAUUAUGAAAUGAAGAGUAAUCAACAAAAACGAGGCGCUGAAAAUAUUUUUUGACUAUUGCCAAUGGACUGGGAGACAACAUUCUAUUCUAUAGUGAAAGAGACGGAUGAAAAUUUAACUAAAGCCAAGGAUAAACUGAUCAUUAGGCCUGGUCCAUUGAACACUUUAGAUCAAAGAAAAACUUUCACAAGACCAACCCUCUCUGUGCCACCCAUUUUAUCCAGCCAAAAUUUUGACUCUAUGCUAAAUUCAUCAUACUUAAAGGAGCGUUCAGCAGAUCAAACAUAUUUGACUCCAUUUGAAAAUUCCAAUGUAAAAAUGACUUCCAUCAGUGGAUAUCAGGUGCAACACAUGCAAGAGCAAAUAAAUACUCAAAAUAGAACAAUUGAAAAGCUGCAGAAACUAGUUAGAUCACUGGACAAUGAAAGAGACUUUUACAAGCAGCAAAUUUCUCAUUUGAAAGGUGAAGUAGAGACACUAACAGACAAAAUGAGCAGUGCUCUAAAAUUUGCCAACAAUGAGUGGCAGAUGUCAAGCAUUAAAAGGGAAGUAAUGCAUGAAAUAGAAAAAGUAAAGACAAUGCUACAUAAUGUCACAAAGCAAGGAAGAAAGCAAAUAUUACCAGUGACUCCAGCUUUUGAUGCAGAUUUCUGGGCAGUCAAAGAAAAUUUUUCUCAGGGACUUGAUCAAGUAAGACAAGAAUUAACACUAAUGAAUAAGAGGAUUGAUAGAAUGGAAUCUCAAACUGUGUCAGAAAAUGUUGAAAAACUGGACACAUUAUCAAAGAAUUACCAAAGCAGAAGUAAAAAAACAUUGCCUUUAUAUUCUCCAUUGCCAGUACCUCUCCACUAUAACAGUUCAGAUGUACAACAACUCAGAAUGGCAGUGAGUUCUGUGAGUGCAAAGCUGGACAGCCUGGAGAAAAAACUAGAUGCAUCCGUUGUUGCUGGCUCAUCAUACCGCUCAGGUCGUCCGUAUACAUCCUACAAAUCAACCACUAGCACCCCUGGUAGAAGAACAUCUAGGAACAGUUUGUUAGAUGAUCUUAGCCUAUCUGAUGUCUCCAGUUGUAGUGAUUUGGAACUAGAUGGUGAGUUUGACGUGCACAAGAACAGACCAAGAAGAAUUUCCUUUAGUCGACCAAAUUCUGCCACCAAAACUAGGAGUUUGUACAAAAAGAACUAUAGAAGAAAAGAUGAAGACCUUGAUUUCAGUGACCUUGAUCUUAGUGAUGUAGAUGAUUUGGAGUAUGACAAUCUAGACCUUGACAUUUGAAAGGACCAGCAAUGUAAAAGUAGAUGUCCAAUAUCUUUAAUAAUAUGCUCAAUAUUUGUAUCUAUAUUUUUAGUAUAUAUACUAUAAUUUUGUAAUAUAAGGUUUUUAGCUUUACACUGUUGUCAUGUUGUAACAUGUAAAAUGAAGUAUAACAUUUCUGUUGGAGCACCAAUCAAAGCUUUAACUGUGAUGUUAGCUUCAUAAAUGUUUAAAAAGUAAAAUCCAUCUCUAUUUAAAAAGAAAUAUUCAACCUAAACACAUAAUUUUCAGUUCACUGCAUAUUAACACAGUAUUUACACUUUUUUAAAAUGUCAUCAGCAUUUUAUGUAACCAGCAUGCAAGGCUUACUACUUUACUACACUACCCACACCUAUAUAAAACACUGGUAAUUUGCAAUACUCUUCCCAAGAGUAAAUUCUACAAAUCUUUAAAAAUGAUUUUUAAGUUGUAGAUUGAUGCUAAAGACAUAUGGAAUAUUUAUUGAUCAUUCACUCAAAUGAUAUUCUGUCUUGCAUUUUCUGUGCUGUACCAAUGAUUUUGAAACAUUCCUACAUGUAACUGGAAUAUUGGUCACUGAAGCCAUUUUUAAUACUGGCCACAAAGUUCAUUAGAAAAGAUUUGUAGUUAAAGGGUGGUCAGUUCCAAUUCCACAGUAUGAUUUUACAGCAUUAGGUGAAUUUUAGUAUGCCCUAGGAACUAGCCAGGCAUUUGAAUACAAACAAGUCAGGAUAAAACUAUUAGCACUGGUGAACUGUUCAAAGCCUAGUGCAGCCUUACAGUUAAAUUUGAUUUAAAUAAUUAUUAAAUUACCAGUACAA
Physella acuta is the source of this 2189-nucleotide messenger RNA. RefSeq lists its product as uncharacterized. The record is from RefSeq and is a predicted model, not a curated record. NCBI's taxonomy places the organism in Eukaryota, Metazoa, Mollusca, Gastropoda, Physidae.